Mytilus californianus (California mussel) is the source of this 4114-nucleotide messenger RNA. RefSeq names its product perilipin-2-like. Gene Ontology annotation, cellular component: cytosol; lipid droplet. Lineage: Eukaryota; Metazoa; Mollusca; Bivalvia; Mytilida; Mytilidae. The record is from RefSeq and is a predicted model, not a curated record. The transcript has 10 exons. The coding region runs from base 166 to 1494 and encodes 442 amino acids. Gene Ontology annotation, biological process: lipid storage; positive regulation of triglyceride storage.
AAGAAAUACCUUAUCGACCCUCAAUUGCAUCAGGGUAGUUUCCGUGACGUCACAUAAGGAAUUUCGGACUUUGAUCCCAGACGUGUGUUUUGAGCUUAUCAGACAGCUUAUAAAUCCACAAAGCGGUGUUGGUUUGUCAAAUUAAAACAGAUAUUGUGAGUUUGUAUGUACAGACACCACAUGCAGGAAAAACAAAGGAUAAUGGAAGAACAACAGUUCAUAAAUCAACUGGGAAAGAUCCCUGUGGUCAGUUCAGCCUGGACGCAGGCCUACAAUCUCUACCAGAGAACUAAAGGAUCCAAUGAAUUACUGAAGUCCUCUCUUAACAUGGCAGAGGCCGGUGUUAAAACUGUGGUUGAUACGUCAGUAGUGUUUGGUAAACCAUUGGUAGAACGAUACCAACCACAAAUUGUAGAAAAAGCUAACAGUUAUGCUUGUGAGAAAUUAACCCAAUUGGAAGAGAAAUACCCUGUUAUCAACAAACCUACGGAAGAGUUAAUGGAAGAUGGUAAACAGAUGUAUGAUAAGUAUGUGAAGCCAACAGUCGAUCGUGUGGUAGCUGUCAAGGAUUUCACAGCUAAUUCUUAUAACACUGGAAAAGAACAGAUAGGAAAGGUAAAACAGAUUGGAUCAGCCGUGACAGAGUUUGGUUGUAACCAAGUGGCCAAGACCAUGGAGACUCCAUAUGGUCAGUUUGUGUCCAGCCAAGUCAAUAAUGCCUUAGAUUUUUCAGAACAAUAUGUGGAGAAAUACUUGCCAGAGUCUGACUCUGAAGAUGAAGAAAAUGUGGAAAAGGAAGAAAUGGAUGAAUACCCACCAAAUGCUGUAACAAGAGCUACUAGUCUGACAGGGAAGGUCCGUAAGAGGAUGUAUAACAAAGCCAUGAGAGAUAUGAAGAGGUUACAACUGAGAAGUCAAGAAAAUCUGGCUAAACUUAGCUUUACUGUAGACUUGAUUCAGUAUGCUAAGACUAAUAUUGAAACAGCAACAGGAAAGGUGACAGGAUCUUUUGGAGCCGUUCAAGAUAAAAUGACCUCAGUAUGGUCACAGAUUGUUACAGAAGAAGAUGAAGUCCAAGAAGUUCCGAAGACUCUAGAGGGACAGUCGAUUGCUGUAGCUAGGAAUCUUACAAAGAAAGUCAAGAUAGGAAUAACAACAUUAACAUCUUACAUCCCAGAGUCUGUACAGAUUACACUUAAAGACAGAAUUGACCAAGCCAAACAGUAUUCAGAUGACCUAAUCAAAUCUUUCCAAAAUGUUGACUCUUAUGAAGAAGUUCCUAGUUGGUUGUUAGCCCAGGCACAAGAAAAAAUGGGAUAUGUACAAGAAACAGUUAGCUUCCUUACUGAGUACCUUCUGUCUAAGCCUCUGGACUGGUUGUCACCAGAGUUUGAUUUAGAUGGUAUAAAUUUAGCUGACCCUGUGAUGGACCUAUCCUCCAAUGGCCAUGCCCACCAUGUGCCUUUUGAUGGGGACAACACAGACAAUCAGUAAUCUACUAGGCGACAUUCUAAUAUGUCUUUCAUACUUAUAUCAUAGGCUUUACCAUAUCUGUUUGUUUAGGAAUCAGUAGUUUACAAACAUGUGCUUACCAAUGAAAUCUAAAGAAUAAACAUAACUCAUGUGGUUAUAAAACAAAUGUAUGAUAUUGAACCAUUGAACAAAAGUGCUUUGUUUCCAUACUGUAAUUUAUUUUAAAUAUAUAUGAAAGAUUGUAAUUUAAAGUUAUUUUAUUAUAUGUACAAAAGGAGAUCUGGCACUUAUAUCAAUGGGAAAACAACCCAAUGAUACAAUGACAAAUCCCCCCUUUUAGACAUUUAAAAAAAAAUCUAUGGUGGAUAGAUGUCUCAUUGACAAUCAUACCACAUCUACUCUUAAUAGACAACUAUCAAUAUGCUAUUGGAAUCAUUAUCAUUGGUCUCUUGCAAUAAUUUGUUCAGGUAAUUAUGAAAGUUUCAGAAAAAAUUUCCCAACUAAGGUCCCAAUUAUAAAUGAAAGUGAAAAGGUUAAUGGUAAUGUAUUGAUAUGGUAAACACCCUGUAAUUCUUUUACUUACUAGUUUUAGUUCCCUUAUAGAAGUUGAGGGAAAUUAUUGAAGUAUGUCGGAAUGCACCUCUAGAGCCAGUUGUCAUUAGAUAUAUCAACUUUUAGAUAAUUAAUGACUUACAAUCAUAUAAUUUGGUGUAAGAAUGCAUUAAGGGGGUAUUACAGCUUCUUUCGAAAAGUAGGCCAUUCAGACAGAACUCUUAUUCUUCUUGACUCAGUAUUUAAACGUCAAAGUUUAAUUUCAUGAGUUAGGCUUAACAGACCUUUCCACACUGAAUGGAAAUUGAAAAAAUUUAGCCAUAUUGAGGACAUUGCAAACUUUGAAAUUGUAGAUAGCAGAGUAUAUUUUUUAAUUCUUUUUCAUAAGAUUAUUUUGUUUGUUUUUGAAUAGCAUUAUGUGUUGUAAAUAAAAGCAUAACUUAUCUGUUUUGAGCCAUCCUCCUACAUGUAAUAUCUGUAUGAAUUUUCUAGUUCUUGGAUUCAUUUUAGAUAAAUAAUCAACAAUCUCUUAAAAUCAAGAAGCUGUCAUACCAUUUCACAUGAAAGAAUAUGUGCAGGUUUUUCUGCUAGCAAAACAUUUUUUUAAGCCAGCAAAUUAAUAAAUAGAUGUUAUUGUGCAAGCAGCUGUGUCAUUAACUUGACAUUUUUUUAAAUCAAUUGCUUUCAAGAAAUGGGAAGAAUAAAAUGUAUAUACUCAUUCUUUUUUUCCUGCUAUUUCACAAUGUAGUGUUAAAUUUGGUUGAAUUGCAGUUGCAUCUGGUUUAAUUAUCUCCCCCUGAAUUUAACACUUUUGUGUAAAGUUAUCUCCUCUUGCCAAAUUCAGUAGGUCAAUAUUGUAUGUUUCUUUAAUAUAUAUUAUUAUGAAAAAAAAAUAAUGAAUUCCCAUUUUUGCAUUCAGAUUGCAAAUCAUAAAACAUCUGAUGCAAACUUAUUUACAUUGAAAUCUUCGGUCAGAAGCUCAGAUGUGUUUAUGACUAUGACCAACUUUGCACACAUGUGAGAUAAGAAUGUUUUGAAAUCAGAUCUGUUUCUUAGUUUUUCUGCAAGAAGUCAGAAUUUAGAUCUUGUAAUAUUGCAAACAAGCCAUGAGUUAUUAUGAUAUAUCUAAAAAUAUUUUUAAAUAGUAGCCAAUACUGCCAAAAGGUUACCAUUCAUAUACAUUAAAUCUGAAUUUACAGCAUAUAGAUUGUAUUUUUUCUCCUGUCAAAUAAAGUAAUGCAUAGUGUACAAAUUUUAUGAAAUCCUUACAGCUUAGUGAAAUCCUGAUUAUUGCACAAAAAUACAUUGCCAUCCUAUCCUUUGCACACAUAUUUCAUUAAACUGCCUGAUAAUUUUGUAAUGAAAUUUGCUGUUCAGUGAUUAUUUUCAGAAAUAUGUGGUUUGGUCGUAUCAUUUGCUUUGGUUGUACAUGUACCAUGCUGUACACACCUCUAUGCAGGUGAUAUAUGUAGUACAUUGUUUUUUCAUAUAUGUGUGUGUCAUUAUAGUUGUUGUUUUGUUAUAUUAGUGUUUUCAGAUCAGUUUUAGUGCAAAGAUUACUUAGAAAUCCAAUAUUUUAAAGUGAAUAUAACUUUUUUUUUAUGUCGCAGUCUCAGAAAAAAAAUUUAUGUUUUAAUGUAAGAAAAAUAAAUGUACCAGUAUGUGUAAUAAUGUAAAUGCUGUAGUUUCAUUAAGAACAGUUUACAAAAAGGCCAACAUUUUAUCUAUAGAUUGUUUUUUUUUUAAUUCUGAUCAGUUAAACAAUUAGAAAAGAGUGCAAAGUAAUGAUCGAUCAAGAUUUUUAAUUUUUUAUCAGAAAUUUUUUAUUUUAAAAUAAAAUAAAAAUUUAAAUCAUUGUUCUUAAUAAAACCCUGUAAUAGAAUAGAAUGUUGGCCAAUUACUAGUUUUCUUUUGAGAUUAACUUGUUACUCAUUUAGAAAUCUCAUGAAAUCCUAAGUAAUUUAUAUUUUUUAUUUAUUGCCUUUAUUUUCAAUAUAUUUUAUCAUUAUUCUUGAAUUGCAAUUUUACUGUGUUCAUUCUUUGACAAUCAAAUCUAUAAAUAUAAAUUAAACUCAUUUUAUAAGCUACA